Messenger RNA from Pistacia vera, 1093 nucleotides. Its product is annotated as peptide deformylase 1A, chloroplastic. Lineage: Eukaryota; Viridiplantae; Streptophyta; Magnoliopsida; Sapindales; Anacardiaceae. The record is from RefSeq and is a predicted model, not a curated record. Gene Ontology annotation, cellular component: chloroplast; mitochondrion. The transcript has 4 exons. Gene Ontology annotation, biological process: peptidyl-methionine modification; N-terminal protein amino acid modification. The coding region runs from base 16 to 807 and encodes 263 amino acids. Gene Ontology annotation, molecular function: peptide deformylase activity.
CGAACCACAACCACCAUGGAGACCAUCCAUCGUUUCUCAGGCCGUCUACUUCCGUUAACACUGGCCCAGAAACAUAUAAAGUCCGCCCCAAAUUUUACCCCGACCCGAAUACCCAUCUCACGACCCGAAUUCCAAACCCAUGCCCCAUUCUCUACCACCCGAAAAUCCCGGACGUCCUCUACGGUUAGAAGGGCGGGUUGGCUUCUGGGUCUGGGAGAAAAGAAGAAAGUUACCUUACCUGAGAUAGUAAAAGCGGGUGACCCUGUUUUGCAUGAGCCAGCCCGCGAAGUUGACCCGGAAGAAAUCGGCUCGGAGAGGAUCCAGAAGAUUAUUGACGAUAUGGUUAAGGCUAUGAGGUCGGCUCCUGGUGUUGGGCUUGCUGCUCCUCAGAUUGGAAUCCCAUUAAGAAUUAUAGUUUUAGAAGAUACAAGAGAAUAUAUCAGUUAUCAACCCAAGGAAGAAAUUAAAGCACAAGAUAGACGCCCUUUCAAUCUUCUGGUGAUUCUGAACCCGAAGCUUCAAAAGAAGAGCAACAAGACUGCACUAUUUUUUGAGGGCUGUUUGAGUGUUGAUGGAUAUAGAGCGGUCGUGGAGAGAUAUCUAGAUGUUGAGGUUACAGGUUUGGAUCGCGAUGGCAAGCCCAUCAAAGUAGAUGCUACAGGUUGGCAGGCACGGAUUUUACAGCAUGAGUGUGAUCAUCUAGAGGGAACCCUCUAUGUUGAUAAGAUGGUACCAAAAACAUUUAGAAUUACAGAAAAUUUGGACUUGCCUCUUGCCGAGGGAUGCCCGAAGCUUGGGGCUCGCUAGCUCAUCCUAUAGAGCUGAAUUGUUAGUCUAAAGAACAAGGAUGAAGGUUUGUAUUUUAGUGUAAUGAGGCUCUAUCGCAACUUUUGGUGAUGCUCCAGGAUGUAGUUGACCGUUUUAGAGAACGUUCAUGUUCUUUUAUCUUUGUUUUUUAGGGAAUGCGGGGAAAUUUUUUCUUCAUUUCACUGCAUUUCCUAUCAUGUAUCAAAUUGUUUGUUUAUUGCAGAAAGAUUUGAAGCAGUUGUAACUGUUAUUAUGAUUCAGUUGAAAUCGGCAUUGAUUGAACAUC